ACACAGGCUAGCCGAGCUGCGCACUUAACCAACACAACAAAUGAGCUAGACUUGAUUUGAGUGACGGGAGUGCAAAGUUAGCUUUUCUGUCUAGUCUUUUCGAAGAUUUACGACACUGUAUCUUUUCCUUUUAGUCGAUGUUCAGAGAUAUUUAACUUAAAGUCAUGAUCUUCAACGCAAUCAGCAGAUCUCGUGCCGCUUUUGGUACUUUUGUAGGCCAAUUGCAGAGAUCUGCACCAAAGUCAGCAAGCUGGAGGAGUUUGUGUAGUAAACCACAUGAGGCACCUGCGCCAACACAAGCACAAAGAGCAGGGUUUAAAAUGCCCGGCUACCGACCAACCGAGAUGGACAAAAAGAUACUGGUGUGGUCUGGACGCUUCAAAACCAAGGAGCAGAUCCCAGAGCAAGUGUCAUUUGAGAUGAUCGAUGCCGCCAGGAACAAAGUGCGUGUUAGGGCCUGCUAUGUCAUGAUAGCUCUGACUAUUGGAGGCUGCAUCCUGAUGGUCAUCAUGGGAAAACAGGCUGUAAGUCGCCAUGACAACCUGACCAGCAGGAACAUGGAGAAAAAGGCUCGGUUAAGAGAAGAGGCGCAGAGGGAGCUAGAAAUGGCAGCAUCUCUGACUGAGAAGAAGGCGCAGUGAGGAGUUUUCCGGGAUCAGGAACACUAAAACUCUGUGACCAUUCAUGUUCACCAUUCAAACAGCAUAACUUAUCCUGAAAUAAUCCUAUAGCAGUACAGUCAAGUAUUCCUGCACUCUUAAAUAAAUAUCUGCACUGUUGAUCGUCUGCUUGAUUUUUGUUAAUGUUGUUUUGUUAUAUUCAGGGUUCUUUGAGUAAAAAAAGAGAGAUUAAAUGAGAAGUAUCCGUCA
Molecule: messenger RNA, 869 nt
Organism: Hemibagrus wyckioides
Lineage: Eukaryota; Metazoa; Chordata; Actinopteri; Siluriformes; Bagridae
Gene: fam162a
Product: family with sequence similarity 162 member A
Exons: 5
Coding region: 165-641 (158 amino acids)
Biological process (GO): neuron apoptotic process; positive regulation of release of cytochrome c from mitochondria; cellular response to hypoxia
Cellular component (GO): mitochondrion
Source: RefSeq, a predicted model, not a curated record